UCUUCUCUCGCUGCGCUGACGAUGCACAAGGAGCCGGUGGCCCAGGAUGAGAACAGUAACCCCCGGGAAGGGCAGGGGAGCCGCAGGAAGGACAGACUGAGCCCCAGCGAGCACGACAUGAACCACAUCAACCGCAGCCGGCCCAAGACAGGUUCCUGGGAUUCUAACGGAUUUGUCCCAGAAAUCGAGACUCUGGCCGGACGCACGGAGGAGAGCGUGCCCCUCAGCCCCUCCAACUCCCUCAACCUCCGUCACCUGCGCGGGUGCGAAAAGGACCUGUCUGGACGGCAGCACCAGCGCUCCCCCUCCAACCACUACCAUCCCAACUACUACGCCUCGCACCACCACCGCACUUCCUACACUAGCCAGCGCAAAGGCUACUGGGACUAUGAGAACCAGUACCGCGACGGGAAACGUAAAGCCUGGGUGCCUCGGCCCAGCGGGGGGCCCCACAUGCAGCGUCCCAGGACCCGCGAGGCCUACAACCCGACAGAGAGCAGCCCAUGCGGAGAGGCUAGGCCCGAGCAGACCUCGGGGGAGAAGAGCAAAACGUACCAAGGAGUCUCCCGACAGUCCUCUCCCCCGACAGAGAAGGAGCAGACCACAGACAGCUGGCUGCUCUUUAAGCCGCUGCCGGUGUUUCCCGUGGACAACAGCAGCGCAAGAACCUCUCCCAAAAUUAGCUACGCCAGCAAGGUGAAAGAGAACCUGGAUGGCAAAGGACUGGUGCCUAGUUCUGCUGUUAGGACCUCCAAUACCCCUCCGAGCUGCGUGCUAAAUACUAUGGGACUUAAUAGCGACAGCUCCUCCGCAGCCCCCACUCAAUCCACAAGCUCUCUCUCCUCCUCCUCCUGCUCCUCUCUCUCCUCCACACCUCCUUCUCCCGUCAACCAAGAGAACCUAGGGGCCAUUUUCCAGAAUGAGUGGGGGCUAUCUUUCAUUAAUGAGCCUGGAGCUGGUCAGGCCCCGGAGGAGGCGAAGGAACCCCAAGAAAAGACUGGUGGUGGUGGCAUCGGUUUGGAGGGCGGGGGGGGGGACGUACCUCCGGUAUCCGUUUUCAUGCGUCUGUCAACUGGAUUUUUCGUAGAGGGCGCCGAGCCUGAGGAGCCCCACAUGGAGAACCCCAAAGACUGGGAGGCUAUGGUGACCUACAGUUUGCAUGAAUGGAACAAAGUCUGGAACCUUCACAAGAAAGAUCCCUCCCGCGUCAUCCUAUACGCAGAGAGCAUCGACGGGAAGGGUUAGCGGACGGCCGGACGAGACGACAGAAGGACGAAGUCUGACCCUACA
Nanorana parkeri is the source of this 1290-nucleotide messenger RNA. RefSeq lists its product as uncharacterized. Lineage: Eukaryota; Metazoa; Chordata; Amphibia; Anura; Dicroglossidae. The record is from RefSeq and is a predicted model, not a curated record. Gene Ontology annotation, molecular function: RNA binding. The transcript is spliced from 4 exons. The coding region runs from base 22 to 1245 and encodes 407 amino acids. Gene Ontology annotation, cellular component: nucleoplasm; cytoplasmic stress granule.